CAGACUAUUUAUAUUACAUAAUAAUUAUUCACUUAGUUAAAGUUAAGAGAAGGAGAAUUUAGUUCGAGGAGAGUCCGAGAGAGAGGUUCGAGCAAGCCAGUGAUUGGGCAGCCGCCACCGACAAAGCAUGUUCCGGAGAAGGGGGAAAAGAAGAGAUGGUGAAUUAUUAUGUAGUCUGUUGAAGUAACUAAUUACUCUGCAUCUUCGAUUUUACAGGUGUGCCUGGAAAGAGAUGUUUUGAAAGAGUUUAAAGUGGGUGCAUUAACGAUGUCAGAUGGGAGAAUGUAUGUACUAUUGUGAGUACUGUGGCAAGGCUUGGCCAGGUAGCAGGUCACCAUGGAAACAGCAUCCUGAUCACCAAGACAACCCAAUAGAUUUCACAGGAAUUAAAAUAAUCCAGAAUUUUGUCUCUGAAGAAGAAGAGAGAAGUAUAUGUGAGGAGAUAUAUAAAGUACCAUUUGCUGUAUCACAAUCAGGAAGAAGGAAACAGGAUUAUGGCCCAAAAGUGAAUUUUAAGAAGAAGAAGUUAAAAUGUGAUGUAUUUACUGGACUGCCAAACUUUAGUGAACCACUGUAUCAACGGAUGACGGAGGUGGCCGAGCUUGCAGACUUUACACCUGUAGAACUAUGUAACCUGGAGUACUCUCCCCUUAGAGGUUCUGCCAUUGAUCCACACUUUGAUGAUUUCUGGUUGUGGGGUGAGAGACUUGUGACCUUGAACUUGUUGUCAGACACUUUUCUGUACUUCAUCAAGGAUGGUGAGGAUGUGGAGGUCAAAGUGCCACUCCAUCAGAGGUCAUUGAUAGUGGUGUACGGACCAGCGCGACACUCCUGGAAACAUGGCAUCCACAGGGAGGAUAUCACUGGUGAUAGAAUUGCCAUUACACUAAGGGAACUGUCCAAGGAGUUCCAAAGGGAUGAUAAACUAAUAGCAGUUGGGCAAAAACUUAAAGACAUUGCACUGACUUUUCAGGGUCAGAUGGUUGGUUCCUAACAAAUCUAAAUGGUCUCUACUAUUAUAAGCAUUAUUAUUGCGAUAUUACAAAGAUAUAUUUGUGCUUUGGAUGUGGGUGUAUGACCUGCUUUCUGAGUAAAUUAUAAAAGA
This is a messenger RNA of Mizuhopecten yessoensis (Yesso scallop), 1105 nucleotides long. Its product is annotated as alpha-ketoglutarate-dependent dioxygenase alkB homolog 4-like. Gene Ontology annotation, biological process: oxidative demethylation. Lineage: Eukaryota; Metazoa; Mollusca; Bivalvia; Pectinida; Pectinidae. The coding region runs from base 275 to 994 and encodes 239 amino acids. Gene Ontology annotation, molecular function: demethylase activity; oxidoreductase activity. The record is from RefSeq and is a predicted model, not a curated record. The transcript is spliced from 3 exons.